This is a messenger RNA of Sphaeramia orbicularis (orbiculate cardinalfish), 1066 nucleotides long. It is a transcript of the gene rpl5a, whose product is annotated as ribosomal protein L5a. Gene Ontology annotation, molecular function: 5S rRNA binding; structural constituent of ribosome. Gene Ontology annotation, cellular component: cytosolic large ribosomal subunit; ribosome. The record is from RefSeq and is a predicted model, not a curated record. Bases 95 to 991 code for a protein of 298 amino acids. NCBI's taxonomy places the organism in Eukaryota, Metazoa, Chordata, Actinopteri, Kurtiformes, Apogonidae. The transcript is spliced from 8 exons. Gene Ontology annotation, biological process: translation; ribosomal large subunit assembly.
GUCUGCUUCAGGAAAUACAAGUUCCAGCGCCCGGCUUCAGUUAGAUAGUAUCAGAGUCUGAAAUUAGGAGAAAGAGAAGCGAAAAUCCCCCAAAAUGGGCUUUGUGAAAGUGGUGAAAAACAAGGCCUACUUCAAGAGAUAUGAAGUGAAAUUCAGGAGAAGAAGAGAGGGAAAAACCGACUUCUUUGCCCGGAAGCGCCUGGUUGUGCAGGACAAGAACAAGUACAACACACCAAAGUACCGGAUGAUUGUCAGGUUCUCCAACAGGGACAUCUGCUGUCAGAUUGCCUAUGCAAAGAUCGAAGGUGACCAGAUCGUAUGUGCCGCAUACUCCCACGAGCUGCCCAAAUAUGGCAUCACUGUCGGCCUCACAAACUACGCUGCAGCCUACUGCACUGGACUGCUGCUGGCCCGCAGGCUGCUGCACAAGUUUGGCAUGGACCAGGUGUACGAGGGCCAGGUGGAGGUGACGGGAGAUGAGUUCAAUGUGGAAAGUGUUGACGGUCAGCCUAGUGCCUUCACCUGUUACCUGGAUGCAGGUCUGGCCAGAACCACUACAGGGAACAAGGUGUUUGGAGCGCUGAAGGGGGCAGUCGAUGGAGGCCUGGCCAUUCCUCACAGUCUGAAACGCUUCCCCGGUUACGACGCUGAGAGUAAAGAGUUCAACGCCGAGGUGCAUCGGAAACACAUCAUGGGCAUGAAUGUGGCAGACUACAUGUCGUACCUGAUGGAGGAGGACGAGGAGAGCUACAAGAAACAGUUUUCACGAUUCAUUAAGAACGGAGUCACACCAGACACAGUGGAAGAAAUGUACAAAAAAGCACACACAGCCAUCAGAGCGAACCCCGUACACGAGAAGAAACCGAAAAAAGACGUCCAGAAGAAGAGGUGGAAUCGCGCCAAGUUAACUCUGGCACAGAGGAAGGACCGCGUCGCCCAGAAAAAGGCCAGCUUUUUACGAGCACAAGAACAAGAAGCAGGGGACGGUUAGGCCCUCGGCUCAAUGCAGCACAGAGCUGCAAACGCACAACACAUCACAGACAAAUAAAUUUUAUUUCAAACUCAA